GAAAUUUCCUUCAAAUCCUUUGCAGACAAGCCAAGCAAAUCGAACUUUCUCUGUGCCUCUAGUUCUACCAUUUAUUUCUUUUAUUAUCUUCUGUAUCUCUGAAAAAAAACUAAACCCUAAUUUUCUCUUCUAAUUAAUUUCCACAUUCGCGAUCUCUCUAUCCAUGGCUUCUGGAUCGUCGGGCCGGGCCAAUUCAGGCUCCAAGGGCUUCGAUUUUGCCUCCGAUGACAUUCUCUGCUCCUAUGAAGACUACGCCAACCAGGAUUCUUCUAAUGGAAACCAUUCUGAUCCUGUGAUUACCUCCAGUUCCAACAAGGAUUUCCAAAAGAGCAGAAGGUCAAGACCAUCAGUGUAUUCUGGUAAUGCCUAUAGCCAUCCAGAAGAUUCUCUCAACCAAGAUGUAACUUCUAUGGUUGAACUAACCAUGAAAAAACAUACUGAUAAUCUCAUGCGUUUUCUUGAGGGAAUCAGUUCACGUUUAUCGCAGUUGGAAUUGUAUUGUUAUAAUCUUGAUAAAUCAAUUGGUGAAAUGAGGUCUGAAUUAGUUCGCGACCAUUUAGAAGCAGAUACAAAGCUUAAAACACUUGAGAAACAUAUUCAGGAGGUCCACAGGUCUGUGCAGAUCCUAAGAGACAAGCAAGAACUUGUUGAGGCACAAAAAGAGUUAGCAAAGCUUCAACUUGUGCAGAAGGAGUCGUCCUCUUCAAGCCAUUCACAAUCCACUGAGGAGAGAGCAUCACCAGCUGCCUCUGAAACUAAAAAGAAUGAAAAUGUAUCUGAUAUGCACAAUCAGCAGUUAGCUCUGGCCCUUCCCCAUCAAGUAGCUCCACAGCAACACUCUCAGCCACCCCCCUCUCAGCCACCCCCACAGAAUUUAACACAUCAGCAAUCCUAUUAUAUGCCCACAAACCAAUUACCAAACCCCCAAGCUCCAGCCCUUGCACCCUCCCCCUCCCCCGCCCCUGCCCCCACCCCCACCCCCACCCCAGUCCCAAGUCAACAGCCUCAAGUUCAAUAUUUGCCUUCUGAUCCUCAAUACCGAACUUCCCAACUGCCAGACCCCUCUAGGUUGGCCCCACAGGUUACGCAAUCUCAGGUUAAUCCAGUGCCUCCUGGCCACCAAUUUCCCUCUCAGUAUCACCAGCAAUGGCCACAGCAGUUACCUCAGCAGGUACAACAAACGCAACAGCCCUCAAUGCAGCCCCAGAUGAGGCCCCCAUCAACACCAGUUUACCCAACAUACCCUCCCAGCCAACCAACAAACCCACCUCCGGAGAUGCUGCCAAAUAGUGGAUCUAUGCAGGUAUCAUAUUCAGGAGUUCCUCAGCCAGUAUCUAGCCGUGCUGAUGUGAUGUCUUAUGGAUAUGGAGCACCGGGUAGAACCGCUCCCCAGCAGGCACCACCACCUCAGCAAAUUAAGGGCGGUUAUGGGGCACAACCUGGUGACGGAUAUGCAGCUUCUGGGCCACUGCCAACUCUUCCUCCAGGGAGUGCAUAUAUGAUGUAUGAAGGUGAAGGGGGGAGAACACAUCAUCCAUCCCAACACUACCCACAGAGUGGAUAUCCUCCACCAAAUCUUCAACCUACUGGAGGUGCUAAUCUUAUGAGCCGGACUCCAAGCCAUUCACAAUUCAUUCGCAACCAUCCGUAUAAUGAGUUGAUUGAGAAAUUGGUGAGCAUGGGUUUUAGGGGUGAUGUUGUGGCCAACGUGAUUCAGAGAAUGGAAGAGAGUGGUCAGCCUGUGGAUUUUAAUGCUGUGCUUGACAGGUUGAAUUUGCAUUCUUCUGGGGGUACUCAGAGAGGAUGGUCAGGGUAAAGAAAAGUAUUGUCAUGCUAUAUUACAGUGACAAUUAAAUCUUUGCAUCGCAGUGAAUAAAGGUUUCUUAAUUUGUAUACGUGUGUAACCUUAUGUUUUUUUAUUUUACUUUGUAAUCUUUUUCUGUCUCUAUGCAUGGUCCAACUUUUAUCUGGCCCAAUUUCUCAACAUUUCAGUAAAUCAUUUGUUAGAAUAGACUGUGAUAUACGUGCUUGUCAAUUGCGUUAAAAAGCAGAAAGCUGAGAGAAAGCAGAGAUGCCUAGUUGUUGAAUA
Molecule: messenger RNA, 2089 nt
Organism: Pistacia vera
Lineage: Eukaryota; Viridiplantae; Streptophyta; Magnoliopsida; Sapindales; Anacardiaceae
Product: putative cyclin-dependent serine/threonine-protein kinase DDB_G0272797/DDB_G0274007
Exons: 3
Coding region: 164-1816 (550 amino acids)
Source: RefSeq, a predicted model, not a curated record